Aureococcus anophagefferens is the source of this 1605-nucleotide messenger RNA. RefSeq lists its product as hypothetical. The transcript has 2 exons. Lineage: Eukaryota; Pelagophyceae; Pelagomonadales; Pelagomonadaceae. The record is from RefSeq and is a predicted model, not a curated record. Gene Ontology annotation, molecular function: NADP binding; N,N-dimethylaniline monooxygenase activity; flavin adenine dinucleotide binding. The annotation marks the transcript as partial.
GUCGUCUGCUUCGAGAAGGAGGCGCGCGUCGGCGGCAUCUUCAAUUGGGGCGAGGACAAGAACGGCGUCUACGACAGCGUGAUCCUGACGAUCUCGUCCAUGCUCAUGGCGUUCAGCGACUUCCCGUCGACGGAGACCAAGUACUGGACGCACGAGGAGUACCUCAAGUACCUGCAGGACUACUGCAAGAACUACGAGCUCGACCAGCACAUCCGCUUCAGCACGACGGUGGACAAGGUCGAGCUCCAGGCCGGCGACAAGUGGCUCGUCGAGGCCACGUCGAAGGACGGCACGAAGCACAGCGGCCUCUACGACGGCGUCUGCGUCGCGUCGGGCAACUUCCAGACGGCCAAGGUGCCCAACUUCCCGGGCAUCGGCGACUUCAAGGGCGAGCUCGUCCACGCGUCCCAGUACAAGCGGCCGGACCAGUUCAAGGACAAGAACGUCGUCGUCAUCGGCCUCGGCGAGAGCGGCGCGGACCUCGCGCGCGAGGUCGCGUCCGUCGCGAAGAACGCCUACGCCUGCGUGCGGAGCCUGCCGGCGAUCAUCCCGCGCCUGCCGAACUACAAGGACCCGACGGACGCCUUCACCUUCCGCGCGCACCACUUUGCGUACACGACGGCCGCCGACGAGGCCAUCGAGGAGCACUUCGAGGCCUGGCACCGCAUCAACGCGGGCAACUACUUCGGCGGCGUGCUCCGCCACCCGCUCAAGUUCCUCACGAAGAACGCGUCGUUCAUGCCCGCGAUCAUCGACGGCAGCCUCCAGCUCAAGGCGUCGGGCCUCGAGAAGAUCAACGCCAACUCCGUGACCUUCGGCAGCGGCGAGACCGUCGACUGCGACGCCAUCGUCUUCUGCACGGGCUACAAGGACCAGUUCCAGUUCUUCACGGACCCGAAGCUCCAGGUCUUCCCCGACGGCAACGUGCGCAACAUGUACCGCCACUGCAUCCGCCUCGACGCGCCGAACCUCGCCUACGUCGGCUGGGUCCGCCCGACGUCCGGCGGCGUGCCCGCCUGCUCCGAGAUGGUCGCGCGCUACUACGCCGCCGUCGUCUCGGGCCGCUGCAAGCUCCCCGACGACGUCGUCGAGCAGACCGCGCGCAUGAAGAAGUUCGAGGAGGCGGCCUUCGCCUACACGCCCGACAUCAAGACGCUUGUGCUCAGCCAGUCCCAGUUCUUCGACUCCAUCGCGCUCGACAUCGGCUGCUCGAUCAACCCCUGGCGCCACAUCCUCGACCCCGUCUUCCUCUACAAGAUGUACGUCGGCCCCUUCCUGCCCCAGGCCUACCGCCUCACGGGGCCCCACGCGCGGCCCAAGGAGGCCUACGCCUACGUCAAGAGCCAGCACGGCGGCAUGUUCCAGAACUACCUCCCCGAGAGCAAGUUCACGUCGUUCAUGCCCUUCGCGGGCCUCAUGAUGGUCCUCGACAACCUCGUCUACUCCAUCUUCGGCAAGUUCGUCAUCCUCCCCUUCAUGGCCGCCAACAUGCCCAAGGAGGUCACGGACACCGACAAGAACUACGCCUACGGCUUCGACAUGAAGCGCCGCCACGCGCACCUCGCGGAGCUCCUCGACGAGGGCGCCAAGGCCAAGGCCAUGUAG